This is a messenger RNA of Ornithodoros turicata, 942 nucleotides long. RefSeq lists its product as uncharacterized. The record is from RefSeq and is a predicted model, not a curated record. NCBI's taxonomy places the organism in Eukaryota, Metazoa, Arthropoda, Arachnida, Ixodida, Argasidae. The coding region runs from base 1 to 942 and encodes 313 amino acids. The transcript has a single exon.
AUGUCAAGCUUGCUUCACGAAAUUGAAGAAAAAAGCACUGUUAUCACGAACCUGAAAGAGGAGAUAGCAAUGACCCAGUGGAGGAUAGGUCCUUUUGAAGUUGACCCGAUGGCCAGGAAAUACUACACGGGGCUUACAGAUACGAAGCAGUUUCGAGCAUUCUGCAACAUGGUUCUUGUGUCGCGCACACCAGUAUGCAGGAAGUUCAACCCCGAGGAUGAGAUCUUCAUUUUACUUUGCAAACUGAGAACUGGGUGCACACAUUACGACCUCGCACAACGUUUCGUGGUAGACAGGUCAACUAUAUCUAGGAUUCUUGCAUACUGGAUAACCCGAGUGUACAAGAGCUUAAAAAUAAUUAACUUAUGGCCUGAGCAAAGUGUGAUUGAUAAGACAAUGCCCAUUUCAUUUAUUCGAAGCUUCCCACAGUGUAGAGUGAUCAUAGACUGCACAGAAAUCGAGAUCCAGCAGCCAUCAAAUCCUACUGCACAACAGAUGUGGUCUCACUACAAGAACACUAAUACGUUGAAAGCUUUGGUUGGAAUAACACCAAAUGGAGCAAUCUCUUUUGUGUCAGACUUAUAUGGAGGCAGUACAUCUGACAAAUACCUCCUUCAGAAUUGUGGAGUGCUACAGCAGCUAGAAGAAAACGACCUUGUCCUUGCUGAUCGUGGGUUCUCGGGAUCCUUUACAGUUGAUGGAAAAACGAUAACUGUGGUGACCCCUCCAUUUAUGGACGGUCGUGCUCAGCUGACACAUAGGGAGGUGCUACAAACACGAAAUGUCGCACACAAUAGAAUCCAUGUCGAAAGGGCAAUAGGUCGCAUAAAGACAUUCAAGUACUUUGCAAAACCUAUUGACAUCAAGCUGCUAUACGAAGCGGAGGAAGUGUUCUACAUCUGUGCUUUCUUAUGUAAUGCUGGUGAACCCCUUAUGAGCUGA